Cladocopium goreaui is the source of this 1088-nucleotide messenger RNA. Lineage: Eukaryota; Dinophyceae; Suessiales; Symbiodiniaceae. The record is from the annotation of a GenBank genome assembly.
CUCGUUGAAACGUCGGGGUAAAGGCCUAGGUGGCGAUGGCUACCGUUGGCGAGCCGACGGAUGGCGAGGCACUGAUUCCUGGAGCUGAGGCUGCUGAGGCAGCAGCCCAAGCUCAAGUUGCGGAUGAAGCAGGAUUAGAACUGGAGCGCCAAGAGAUACUGGCUGCUCAGGGUCCGGUGCUGCACAUGGCCUGCGCCAUGUGUUUAUUUGCAACGCUUCUGUGCAUAAUGACCGUCGCCAGCAUAGGUCUCCUUGUGUAUUUGGCCUAUGAAUACUCCAAACAUAGCACGGACAAUUGUGAUGUGCCAUUGCAGCUUUGGGUGCAGGUUGUUUCAUUAACUGCACUCUUCAAUUUGGCGUGUAACCAACAUGAUCGGUAUGGCACCUUAGGUGCCAGGAUCUUCUGCGGCUGGUCCUUCGACCCGGAGAAUCCUGAACGUCCCCCGUUCAGGGUGCAGUUUUACAACAUGCUUAUUCCUAGCUUUACAGCAUUGUGGAACUGUGUCGGUCUAUACUGGGUGAGCAAAGCGCACGAGCCUAGAGAUGGAUUCCACCCAGGUGGCAAUAGCACGGUGCACCUGCCGGAGGAAAAGAUUUCGCGUUGUACUGAGGUUGCCGCAGGCUUAUUGUCGGCUGUACGUGCAUAUGCGGGCUUCAACCUGAUGUAUUCCAUGUUCAUCCUCAUCGGGGUGGCGGGCCUCUCCCAACUGCUGUACUUCCUGGCCAGGAGAGGUUUCUUUCGCGUCAGUGAUGCGGCGCCCCCCGGCAGCUUGGAACGAAACACGGAGGAAGUGGGCUUGGACGAUCCCGCCAUCGUGGACCAUCCGCAGUGCCCUAUCUGCCUAGAGGACUUUGGUGAGAAUGAAGUCCUGGUGAAGACGAAGGGCUGUGGCCACGUUUUUCACAAGGAACAUCUUCAAGAUUGGCUGCAAAUGCACAGGACUUGCCCGCUCUGUCGCUUCGAUUUAGGUCGCAGAAGCAGUGCCUAGCGGCAACUCCAGCGGGCAGCUGAUCUUGUUUCACAAGCUAGCUUGGUGAGUCGCGAUGGGGUCGGGAGUGCCAAUGCUUUGAUGACUCGCUUGAGGGAG